Molecule: messenger RNA, 570 nt
Organism: Heteronotia binoei (common prickly gecko)
Lineage: Eukaryota; Metazoa; Chordata; Lepidosauria; Squamata; Gekkonidae
Gene: IL22
Product: interleukin 22
Exons: 5
Coding region: 1-570 (189 amino acids)
Cellular component (GO): extracellular region
Source: RefSeq, a predicted model, not a curated record
AUGAAUUCUCUGCAGGAUUGGAGGAAAGGUUUCCUAUGGAUGGUCUGCUUCUGUUGCCUACAUCUCUUCUUCCUUGCAAGCCCUUUGCCCCUGAAGGAAGAAGAUGCACCUUCUGAUCAUUCUUGCAGGCUCAGAAAAAUCAACUUCCAGAAAUUCUACUUCAGGAACCAUACAUAUACCUUGGCCAAAAUGGCAAGACUUUCUGACAAUGACACGGAUAACAGGUUUGUGGGGCAACAUCUGUACACUAACAUUAAGGAGAAAAAUCACUGCUAUCUAAUGAAGAGAGUAACAGAGGUUGUGCUGAAAAAUGUCCUCUCUGAACUAAAGAACCAAUAUCCCAUGGUUGAAGAAGUGGCAAAUUUCUUGGGCCAUUUGCAUCAGGAACUUAGCAAUUGUAAACCAUUGGGACAUAAAGAACAUAUUGAAAGUAAUCUGGAAAAAAUGAAAGACAAGAUGAAACAGCUGGGAGAAAAUGGAAAGAACAAAGCAGUUGGGGAACUUGAUUUGCUAUUUGAUUACCUGGAAAAUGCAUGUACUGAAGUAAGCAAAAGAAGCAAUCAGAACUGA